Fimicolochytrium jonesii is the source of this 3510-nucleotide messenger RNA. RefSeq names its product chitin synthase-domain-containing protein. The record is from RefSeq and is a predicted model, not a curated record. The transcript is spliced from 5 exons. NCBI's taxonomy places the organism in Eukaryota, Fungi, Chytridiomycota, Chytridiomycetes, Spizellomycetales, Powellomycetaceae. The coding region runs from base 179 to 3325 and encodes 1048 amino acids. Gene Ontology annotation, molecular function: chitin synthase activity. Gene Ontology annotation, cellular component: cell periphery; cell septum.
UGGAGAUUCGUCGAUUUUCGGGUGCGUCAGCGUGCGUGUGCGUCGAGAAGCGUCUCUGCCAAUUCGCUUCUCUCCUUCGGGUCUGCGCUCUUCUCGACUUCCGCACAGUUUACAGAAGAGCAUUCCCGACAUAGCCGACCCGAAGCCUUUCUACACGCACUUCCGAAGCCCAGAAAAUAUGCACGACAUCCACUCCUCCAUCCCCGCAGCACCACCACCGUCCAUGUCCGCUGCAACAGGCGCAUCAAUAGCCGCUACCCAUCGCAGCCCGGAUCGACCACGCUCUUCAGCCGCCGCACACAGACAGUCGCCUCGCUACACCCAAUCAGCAUAUCCACAGCCGCAAACUCUCGGAUCUGAUCUAAGUAAUGGGACCGCCGUACUAUCCUCCUCUCCAGCAGCAGCAGCAGCAACACGCGGUCAAGCCACCGAUCCCCAUGUCAGCAUCGCACCAACGUACCAGAUCUACGACGUUGGAUACGAUGGUUCACGGAACGCCAUGUCUUCCGCCACGCUCGCAUACCCCGACGGGCCCGGUGGGUACGCCCCCCAACACCACGUCCAGCAGCAACCGUACACAUCAGCACCAGAUCAUCCAAAUUUCCCACGAUACGGGUCCACAGCGUCCCCAUCCCGGUCCAUGAAAGAUCCCUUGCAAUACCAGCCCCAGACGCAACAGCAGCAACAGCAAAAUCCCUACGUCCAAGACCCUUAUGUAUCCCCACUCAACCCUUACUUCGCCCCAACCCCAAGCCCCCACACCUUCAACUUCGCCUACCCACUAGCUUACACGCCUUCCCAGCCCUCCUACCUCUCCCCGCCCACCAACCCCCGCGGCGGACGCCCAGGCACGCUCUUCCGCCACAAGACCAUGAAAACCAUCGAGUUGACACCCAACGGCCUCUUUCAGGUUGAGAUCCCCGUGCCCGCGAAGGUAGUCCAACAAGGAACUGAGAGGGGCCGGGAGUGCACGCAUCUGCGGUACACGGCGGUGGUUGGCGAUCCGGACGAGUUUGUGUCAAGGGGGUAUACAUUGCGAGCGCAGGAGAUGGGACGAAGGACGGAGAUCUUUGUUGUGUUGACAAUGUACAACGAAGACGAGACGCUCUUCUGCAAAACGUGGAAAGCCGUCAUGAAAAACAUCGUGCACCUCUGCUCCAAAAACACCGACACAUGGGGCCCGCUCGGCUGGCAAAAAGUCGUCGUCUGCGUCGUCGCCGACGGCCGCACAAAGAUCAACCCACGCACCCUCAACGUCCUCGGCGUCAUGGGCGUCUUCCAACAAGGCGUUCUAAAGACCUCCAUCAACAACACCGACGUCGCCGUGCAUUUGUUCGAAUACACCACCCAGAUAUGCAUCGACGCCGGGGACGGCCAUUCGCUGCGGAGUAGCAAGACCGCCUCCUCAACCAGCCUCUUCAGAUCGGGCGGGACAGUCAUCCCCGUGCAAACCAUCUUCUGCCUCAAAGAAAAAAACGCCAAGAAGAUAAACUCCCAUCGGUGGUUCUUCAACGCCUUUGCGAAACAACUGAAUCCACACAUCUGCGUGCUCCUCGAUGUCGGCACCAAACCGACCGAUCCCUCGUUGUAUAGAUUGUGGAAGGCGUUUGAUUCCGACGAGCAUUGCGCGGGCGCUUGUGGGGAGAUUGCCGCGGAGACGGGGAGCUGGGGGUGGAAGUUGUGGAACCCGUUGGUGGCCGCGCAGAAUUUUGAGUAUAAAAUGAGUUGUAUAUUGGAUAAACCGAUGGAGAGUGUCUUUGGCUUCAUCGCAGUCUUACCCGGCGCCUUCUCCGCGUACCGCUACCAGGCGCUGCAGAACGGGGCGGACGGGACGGGGCCGUUGCAGAAGUACUUCUUGGGUGAGCGCAUGCAUGGGGGGAGUGGCGGUGUGCAUGUUUCCGAAGCCAACAUGUAUUUGGCCGAAGACCGCAUCCUCUGCUUCGAACUCGUCACCAAACGCAACUCCCGCUACACCCUUCGCUACGUCUCGGCCGCAAAAGCGGAAACCGACGUCCCCGACACCCUCCCCGAAUUCAUCUCCCAACGCCGCCGCUGGCUCAACGGUUCCUUCUUCGCGGGUAUCCACGCAAUCACCCACUUCUACCAACUCUUCCGGUCCUCACAUACCCCUGAACGCACACUCCUCAUCCUCGCCCUCCUCAUCUACAACGCGGUGAAUGUCAUAUUCAACUGGUUCUCGCUCGCGACGUUUUACCUGAUUUUCUACUUUUUGGCGGACGGGAUGACAACUGAUCCGGCGAGAGACCCUUUUUAUGGAGCGGGCAAAGUGAUCUUCUGGACGGUGAGGCAGUUGUAUGUGUUUGCGAUUGCGACGGUCUUUAUUGCGAGUUUGGGCAAUCGGCCGCAGGGGAGUCUGUGGCUUUACGUUGCGGUGUUUGGGCUGUUUGCGGGGAUUAUGGUUCUGAUGCUUUAUAUGUCAGCAUUCUCCAUAAAAGUCGCCAUUAGCUCCGCCCUCACAACCAUCCACACCACCUCCGCCGACGGCACUGUGCACACGUCCCUGCACUCGCUGCCCUCGCUGCUCGCCAACCCAUCGUUCAGAGACCUGGUCAUGUCAACCGCAGCGACGUACGGCGCGUACGUGAUUGCAAGCGUGGCGUACCUGGAUCCGUGGCAUAUGCUCAACUCGUUUGUGCAGUAUUUGCUGUUUUUGCCGGGGUUUAUGCUGGUCCUAACUGUCUACGCCUUCGGCAACCUCCACGACAUCUCCUGGGGCACCAAAGGCGACAACUCGGCCCCGGACGUCGCGCCCGUGCACUGCACAAAGGACUCCACUAAAGGAAUCACAACCGCAACCGUCGACCUCCCCGUGCACCAACACGACAUCGACGCCAGCUACGACAGCUUCCUCGCCGCCCUCGCCCCGCCCCCCAAAACACACGCGAAAACAGAUACACGCUCCGCGGCCCUGCGACAGGAAGACUAUUUCCGGCUGUAUCGCACCCGCGUCGUCCUCUUCUGGGUCCUCUGCAACGUCGGCCUCGUGGCUGCGUUGACCACCGCGUCGGUGGCGGAGAAGCUGGGCGUGUUUGUCGGGGACGCGGGCAAGGGCCGCACGAACCGGUUUCUGACGUUCAUGCUGUGGAGUGUGUGUGCGUUGAGUGGGUGGCGGUUUGUGGGGAGUAUGGUGUUCUUGGCGACGAGAGGCGGUGGCGAGAGGGAGGGGAAGGAGGCGGGUGAGAAGCAUGGACAUGAUGCGGGUGGGGGGCAUGGGGCGCAUGAUGGGCAUGGGGCGAGUGGUGGGCAUAGUGCGAUUGAUGCGAAUGGCGCUCAUGGAUAUGCGGCGGCGGGGUUGGGUGUGUGAUGUAUUGCGUAUGCGAGGUUUAAUGCGUGGUGUUGAGCACCGCAAGACUCUAUGUAGAUAUGUACGUUGUAUCGGCGGCCUAUCCCGCAGUAAACACCCUUUCCACAAUAAUGUAAUUUUGCUAAGGUGCACAUGUACGUACGCUAUGUCUUGUAAUGAAAAUGGACGAGAAGCUUUUCUCAAUC